GGACGACUCGGCCGACUCAUGAACAGGAGAUUCCGCAAUCGCAACGGGCAAGAUGGCCGCAUUUAAAGGUCAUUCAGGAUCCGACAACCCUUCCCCUUUCCUGAGAAGGUCAUCAUCAUCGACAUCUCAGUGCCAAUUCGUGUGAUCGACCAAGAUGAAGGCAUCAUCAAUCCUCGCCAUCCUCGGCGCCGUCGUGCCUGCCCUCGCGGCGCCCAAGGGCAUCGGCCGCCGUGCCGACACGGACCUUAUGUCCGGCAAGUACAUCAUCCAGCUCAAGCCCGGUACCACCCCCGAAGCCGUCACCGCGCAUCACAAGGCGGUGCGCAGCCUCCUCCGCCGCCGUGAUGGAUCUGCAGGCACGGUGGAGAAGACGUUCCAGAUUGGCGACUUCAACGCCUACAGCGGCAGCUUCGACGAUGCGACCCUCGAGGAAAUUGCGGCUCUCGACGAGGUCCUCUCCGUCGAGAUCGACCAGCCUAUCUUUGUCGACCCCACUGAGCAAGAGUCGACGCUCUCCAAGCGCGACCUGACUACUCAGGCGAGCAGCAUCUGGAGCUUGGGUGACCUGUCUCACAAGGCGGCUGGCUCUACUGAGUACGUCUACGAUAGCUCUGCCGGCGAGGGCACGACUGCCUACGUCUUUGACACGGGUAUCCGCACGUCGCACUCUGAGUUUGAGGGCCGCGCUAGCUUCGGUAUCAACGGUGUCACCGGGUCGACCGUCUCCCCCGGGUCCAACUCUGACACCGACGGCCACGGCACUCACGUUGCGGCGACCAUCGUCGGCAAGACAUAUGGCGUCGCCAAGAAGGCCAAGGUCAUUGAUAUCAAGGUGUUCGACGGCUCUACGGGCUCCACCUCAGCCAUCCUCACCGGUCUCAACUGGGCUGUCAACGACAUCACGACUAAGGGCGCGCAGGGCAAGUCCGUCCUCAACAUGUCUUUGAGCGCCAAGAACGUUUCGGCCCUUGACAACGCCGUUCUCGCUGCCUACAACCAGGGUAUUCUCACCGUCGUCGCGGCCGGCAACGACAACCAGCCCGCCACCGACACUUCCCCCGCCAGACUUCCCGAGUCUUUCACUGUCGGCAUGACGCGCCCUGACCGCGGCCGUGUCAACAUCAUUGAGGGCAUCUACGGCAGCUCAUACGGCCCCGAGCUGGACGUUUUCGCGCCCGGUCAGGAUAUCGUUUCUGCUAGCUACAGCUCUGACACAGGUACGGCGACAAAGACUGGCACCAGUAUGGCGGCGCCGCUUGUCGCUGGUCUCGUGUGCUACCUCAGAGCCUUGGAGGGCGGUCUUGUAACGCCCAAGGAGGUUACUGACAGGAUCUUGGAACUUGCUAUCCCCGAUGUCGUCGGUGACCCGAAGGGAUCGCCUAAUCUGUUGGUCAACAACGGCAGUGGGCAGUAA
Molecule: messenger RNA, 1414 nt
Organism: Colletotrichum scovillei
Lineage: Eukaryota; Fungi; Ascomycota; Sordariomycetes; Glomerellales; Glomerellaceae
Product: alkaline serine protease Alp1
Exons: 2
Coding region: 155-1414 (419 amino acids)
Biological process (GO): proteolysis
Molecular function (GO): serine-type endopeptidase activity
Source: RefSeq, a predicted model, not a curated record